CUUGAUAAAUCCAGCCACAGACGAUUCUGAGCUUCUUUGUCAAAUGCUGUCAGAUCCUCCUUGAACCUCAGGUUGUUCUUCUUUAAAUAGUCAUUUUUCUUUGCACUUUUCCAUGUCAUGUCCCUCACUGUCCUGGAGAUGAAUCUCAUGAUCACUGGUCGUGGUGGCUGGUUGUUUUCCCCAUCUCUCAGCCUACCCAGGCGGUGCACUACAUCCAGAGAACCUGCAACAACAUUUCGCUCCUCCUAUUGCCCUGCAAAUGUCUUGCUUUGAUGUUCUCGUCAAAUUUUUCUGCUAUUCCAUAAAUUCGAAGAUUCCAUCUCCGACUAUACCGGUCAUUCUCGUUUACCUUUUGACUCCAUUUCACCGUGAGGAUGCGGACGAUGUUGUCCUGUAGCUGGCUCAUUGAUGGUUCACUUCUCAGCUUCUUUGGAAGUUGCUCCUUGGUUGGGGUAUUCGGUGUUACAGAUUCACAUUACCGAGCAUGUCUCAACCCGUACCGCGCUUUUAUCUGCCUAAAGGUAUCUUCACGCACGACUGUACAGGCCUUUUGGAUACGCUUGUUCAAGGCCCAAGACAUAAAGUCUCCUGAAAGCUGUGUAGUAAUCAUUCCAUUGCUGACCCAUAGGAUGGUAAUCACAUACAUGAUUGGCUUCAUCUAGAAUCAUGGAUACCUUUCAUGUGAGUACUCACACACAAUAUUUUUUUUACAUACCUCAGAAGGAAGAUACCUCAAUAUCUGGAAGCACUGUCUCGUGUACAAUUGCUAAUGCUAUCUCUGAAAUGUCUAACAAAAUGUUGACUUGAUCGUUUCAUCAAGACCUUCUCAUCAACAUUGGGACAAUGCAGCUAUAAAUAACAUGGACCAAUAUUUUCAUGGAGUGAGCAAGACCUGCCAGCAGAGCUCACUGGAGCAGGGAGACAUGCCGUCAUCCUUUUGGCGCCUGACAAAAUGUCCGACUUAGAUAUGUUGAGCAUCCUGCUAUGAUGUCCAUUACCAAGCCGGAACACUCCGAGGCCAACCCUCAGUGCCAGACUGGCAGCCGGCCGGUGGCUGAGCCCGAGACCACUGCUGUUCACAAUAACAGUGGAGGCUGGCUCAGCUGGGUCUUUGGGAGUGGAAGAGUUAAUAAGAAGGAGGUUCAUCUACCUGAGGACAAAGACAGAUCUAUUGUCUGGGAUCCAACUCUGCACAGAUGGGUUAACAAAACUGAGCCCAAUGCUGAGAACAAGUGUGUACAACCACCUCCACGAAUGGGGACAUAUGGAUAUCAGGAGAACACUGGCAGUGUCCCCAAAGGACAGGUCUAUGGGGCAGCAGAUACCCUACAAUGCAUUACAAUGAUGAGACCAACUCAAAGCCUUGGGCCUGGACUGCUUCCUAGACAGCUCUCUGGCUUGCUCCCUCCUUCACACUUUGACCUCAUGGCACCAAUGGUUGUACCACCUGACACUCUACCCUACUGAGGUAACCUGCUGUUCCUGGCUGUGGUCAGCCAUUUUGGGGCGAAGCUGCACCGGCCCAGGCUCAUUGCUAUGGGCUGUUUCCUCAUGGCUGUAGGAUCCUUCCUCACAGGCCUGCCACACUUCUUCAUGGGACGGGCUAUCAGGAGAGCUACCCAGUCCCAGAGGGCCAUCGUGGCUUCAUCAGUGAUGCCAGACUUCUGCAGAUGCAGAGAGCUGAGAGAGAGACCAUGGAAGCAAAGCAAAGAAAGAUAAGUGCUAUCCAUGAGAAUUAUGUCCGGACUGCUCUCAUCGGGGUUGGCAGCACCUUCGCGCACCUCUUCGUCCCCUCUAUUCAGUGCAUUCCGCGGCCGAAAGCUCCACCGAGGCCUUUGCCACGAAGGCUUGAGCACAUAGCUCUGGCCCCACUGAAGAACGUGGUGGGGGUGGACGGAGCCCAAGUUCGCCCCGGAUCUCACUCUCUGGAGUCCAUCCAGGUAAAUAAGUCAUUCAGCAGCAGUAGCGUGUGGCCUGUUCCCGUCCCUCCCACUGGAGCUCCCUCCAAGAGGGGCAAGAAGAAGAAGGGCAGGCAGGGAGUCAAAGCCCUGAAAGUCCAGUCGGAUCAGGGCUGUGCUGACAACAACGGACCCAUUGACCUGAUGGAGGAGGUGAGGGACAUCGAGCCUCACCUGAAGGAGGAGGCCUGGAAGGUGGUACAUGAGGUGAAGGCCAUGGGCAGGAGGAGUUUGGGCUCGGCCAUGUCCAUGGGGGAAAUAGCCACCAGCUCUCUGGGAAGCCUGAGCUCAGUGGAUAUGAACACCCCUGCGGAGCUCCGUGACUACUUGGAUGUUGGGACCCCGGUCAAGUUGCGUGACAGCCCACCCAGGCCUGCUCCCCCUCCUACCAAGCCCAGGAGCAAACAGCCUCGGCCUAUAAGGUUCCUUAGCCUGCCAAAGGCUGCCACCGGCUCAGACAAUAAGGCAGCCAGUGAGCCAAAGGGCCAAAUAAAGAACCAGGCCAGAUUGCAGCCCCUGUCCAACCCAGAGCAGGCCCUGACUAAGACCUUCAAGCUGCUCCACUCUCCCUCUGAUGACUGGGAGAAGAAGAUCGAGGGCUUGACCUCUCUCCGUGUGAUGGCUCAGAACCACAUGGACAUACUGAUGCCUAAACUCCAUGAUAUCUGCCUUGCCAUUAUAAAUGAGGUGAAGAACCUGCGCUCUGCAGUGUCUUGUGCUGCCAUGGCCACACUGGGUGACAUGUACGUGCACCUCCAGAGGGCCAUGGACAGUGAGGUGGAGGGGACGGCACGCGUGCUGCUGCACAAAGCCAGCGAGGCCAACGCCUUCAUCCGGCAGGGCGCCAACUUUGCCCUGGGUCACAUGGUGCAGAGCUGCACCCCUACACGUGUCAUGAAUGCCCUGCUGGUCGGUGGGCUGAGCCACCGUAACGCUGCGGUGAGGAGCUGCACUGCUCAGCACCUGGAGAGACUGGCUGAGGUCAUGGGGACGGCUUGUCUCCUGUCGGGGAAGAAAGACCUCACUGACCGUUUCUUGAUUGCCGUCAGUAAACUGGCUGUGGACCCUUCACAGGAAGUCAGGUUGUUUUGCCUAUUGAUGGCAGCUGUGGGCAUACAAGCACAACAGACACCUUCUAUAAGUAUGCAUUUUGUACCUUGCAAAUUUAAGCACUAAGCGUUUGACAAGAAUUUAAA
Oncorhynchus kisutch (coho salmon) is the source of this 3154-nucleotide messenger RNA. RefSeq names its product TOG array regulator of axonemal microtubules protein 2-like. Bases 1671 to 3134 code for a protein of 487 amino acids. Gene Ontology annotation, cellular component: cytoplasmic microtubule; cilium. The record is from RefSeq and is a predicted model, not a curated record. Gene Ontology annotation, molecular function: microtubule binding. The transcript is spliced from 17 exons. Gene Ontology annotation, biological process: microtubule cytoskeleton organization. NCBI's taxonomy places the organism in Eukaryota, Metazoa, Chordata, Actinopteri, Salmoniformes, Salmonidae.